CCUCCUUCCUUUCACUUGCCCUUCAUCGACCCAGACAACCCCAUCCCCAUCACCACCACACUCCUCACAACAACACCAUCACCACCACCACCCGAACCCAACAACCCAAAGGCUCACCCCUCUCUUCUCAGAAUCAGGAUCAGACCCAGAAUCAGAACGAGGAAAAGAAUCCCCCAGAAUGACUCGCAAGAAGAAAUCCCAAGCCCGCAAGAUAAUCACCAGGCGCGGAGAUCUUCCCAAGAAACCACCACCCCCGCAACCGCAACCGCUACCACCACGACUACCAGGCCCGAUCCCCUCCAUCGAAACACCCACCGGUCUAGCUCGGGCUCCAGCUCCAGCUCGACCAAACGCGACCAACCCACCCCCGAAAUCCCACUUCGCAUUCUCCUGGUGGCGCAACCCAAUGGGAAGAGAGAUGCUGCGCGGUCAGCUUGCUCACGGCAGUGGUGGCCAUCUUGCCCAAAGCAAUAGCGGUCCGAUUCCUCAAGACCAUCGUGGUUCAACUGCCCAAGGCUAUAGCAACCAGGCUGGUACAGGGACAACUGGCAACGGCAACUACGGCACCGGCUGCAUCGUCAAGCGCGAGGACGGCGGGUAUCACGAAUACGAAUACUUCACUCCAGCCCCAGCGUAUCACACGGGGUAUGUUGGUGGUUUGGGGAGUACUCCGAUGUAUACCAAUGGAUAUGCAGGCGGGUUUGGGACUGGUAUCAUGGGUGAUGGUGGCGGUCGUCAUCAGCUGCGGGGUCUGGGGGCGGGUGUGAAGGAGGAGUUUAAUGGUGUGUCGUAUGGGGGAGAUGUGGGCUACGGGGUGGAAGAUGUCAAAUCGUUCAGGGAGGAGGGCAAGCCGUUCGGGGCAGAUAAUGGGGACGAGUACCGCCAACCGUUCAACGCAGAGUACGAGCACGAGCACGGCAAGGCAUAUGACACCAAUACCAACACCGGGGCAGGGCACGGCGCAGAAGCAGGAUACCACCCGUCUUCCGCGAUGUCUUACGUCUCAGGGCAUGGGCCUGCUGCCUCCUCCGCCAUCCAUAACGCGGGAUAUACUGGGCUCAUGAGCAGAGACGGCGACGGUCCCAGUUACGGCGACGACAAUGACAUCCAACCCAUUGAUCCUCGCCAUCUCGAAGAGACCGACAGCGUGAAGAGCACCACCCCCGAUCUGACUCGCAACUGUGUAUUCUGCGGCAGGAAUGGGCAUUCGACUGGGGCGUGUCCGGAGAGGUGGGGGAAUACUGAUAAUGGUCGUAAUGACUCGAGAGCUGCACGUCAACCAGGGACUGAACGAACCAGAACCACGCGAAACCGGACGCGAACUAUCCAGCGCAAACUACGACAGCACCCAGGGAGGGAGACACAGAAGGAGGUGGAGGAGGAGCGGGAGAAGCUGGAUGCUCUCCUUCGCGAGGCUCAGGAUCUGGAGGAACGUACUUCGCAACUGCUGACUCGAGACGAUCCGCCGGUGGAUUUGGAUGAUGUUCUACGCCGGAUUAUUGAGGAUAUGAAGUGA
Aspergillus brunneoviolaceus CBS 621.78 is the source of this 1516-nucleotide messenger RNA. RefSeq lists its product as uncharacterized. The record is from RefSeq and is a predicted model, not a curated record. The transcript has 2 exons. The coding region runs from base 179 to 1516 and encodes 445 amino acids. NCBI's taxonomy places the organism in Eukaryota, Fungi, Ascomycota, Eurotiomycetes, Eurotiales, Aspergillaceae.